Messenger RNA from Sardina pilchardus (European sardine), 4935 nucleotides. Its product is annotated as collagen alpha-1(XXI) chain. Bases 1 to 2754 code for a protein of 917 amino acids. The transcript has 27 exons. The record is from RefSeq and is a predicted model, not a curated record. Lineage: Eukaryota; Metazoa; Chordata; Actinopteri; Clupeiformes; Clupeidae.
AUGUUGUGGACUCUGAGGGCUGUGACCAUGCUGCUGUCCUUGGUGUGUCUGCGGGCGAUCGAGGAGGAUGACAUCAGAGCAGGCUGUAGCACUGCAGUGAAUGACCUGGUGUACAUCAUCGAUGGCUCGUGGAGUGUGGGCACCACGGACUUCGAGACGGCCAAGCGCUGGCUGGUGAACAUCACGAGCGGCUUCGACGUGGGUCCGCUGUACACGCAGGUGGCGGUGGUGCAGUACAGCGACACGCCGCGUCUGGAGAUCUCGCUGGGCCAGCACCAGAGCACGGCCGCGCUAGUGAACGCCAUCCAGGACGUCAGCUACCUGGGCGGCAACACGCAGACCGGCCGCGCCAUCAAGUUCGCCAUCGAGCACGUCUUCCCCACCUCCACGCGCGCCGAGGCCGUCAAGAACCGCAUCGCCGUGGUGGUGACGGACGGCAAGUCUCAGGACGAUGUGGUGGACGCCAGCGUGGAGGCUCGGGCGCAGAACGUCGUCCUCUUCUCCGUCGGCGUGGGAGACGAGACCACCACGUCCGAGCUGGUCGCCAUCGCCAACCGGCCGGCCACGGACUACGUGCUCUACGCAGAGGACUACACCACCAUCGACCGCAUACGGGACUCCAUGGAGCAGAAGCUCUGUGAAGAAUCGGUAUGCCCGACGCGUAUCCCUGUGGCGUCCCGUGAUGAGAAGGGCUUUGAGCUGCUGGUGGGGAUGAACAUCCACCUGAAGGCCAAGAAGAUCCCGGGCUCCCUGGCGUCGGAAGCAGCCUACCACCUGGAGAAGGCUGAUGACAUCACAGAAAACACCAGGGAGAUCUUCCCAGAGGGACUGCCCCCGUCCUACGUGUUUGUGGCGACUGUUCGCCUGCGUGCCUCUCUGCGCAAGGAGACGUUUGACCUGUGGAGGGUGCUGUCCAAGGACAAGGCCACUCAGGCGGCCGUCACCCUGAACGGAGCCCACAAGUCCGUCACCUUCACCACCACCAACCUGGCCAACGGGGAACAGAAGAUCACCUUCAGCGCUCCAGGGAUUGAGAGGCUCUUUGACGACGGCUGGCACCAGCUGAAGGUUCUGGUCAGGCCCCGGCGUGUCACCUGUUUCCUUGACGACGUCCAGAUACAGGAUGAGGACCUGGAGCCGGUGGUGCCGAUCUACAUCAACGGCAGGACGCAGAUCGCCAAGACGACCGACUCAGACGCCACCGUUCCUGACGAUGAGAGGUGUCCACUGGACCGAGAGCCUGCAGUGGAGGAGCCAGCAGAGAAGGAGUGUGACUGCUCCAAAGGCAGCCCGGGACCACCGGGAUCUCCUGGACCAAGGGGCCUCCGCGGAGAGCGAGGAAAAGACGGACCUCCAGGACCAGACGGGAAGCCUGGCCUGCCAGGGCCAGGAGGAGAGUCCGGGGAGCCUGGGGUGCCAGGGGUCAAGGGAGACAGAGGGGAGCAAGGCCUUACAGGGAAACCAGGCCCACCAGGACCCAAGGGUCCGAGUAUGGCGCGAUCAAACCUAGGAACCGUCGGGAUGCCAGGAAAGAGGGGAUUACCAGGAGAAAGGGGAACCACAGGACCUAAAGGAGACCCCGGACCCAUGGGGAAGACGGGGAUCGCUGGCAGCGAUGGGCUACCUGGACCUGCUGGACCAAAGGGUGAGAAAGGGGAGAGAGCUUCGCCAGGUGCUGAUGGGACUCAAGGAGUGCCGGGCAUCCGAGGACUUCCUGGACAAGCAGGACAAGCUGGACCUCGGGGGGAGAAAGGAGCUCCAGGGGAGAUGGGGGCGCUGGGGCCUAAAGGAUCUCUGGGGGCUGCAGGCCCGGAGGGUCCACCUGGAGCGGACGGCCCCGAGGGACCAAAGGGCUCCCCUGGUGAUUCUGGUGCUGCUGGGACUCCUGGAGAGUCGGGUCCCAAGGGCAUGAAAGGAGAGAACGGGUUUCCAGGGUUACAAGGACCAAUGGGGCUGCCGGGGUUCAAAGGCCAUAAGGGGGAGGCAGGUGAGGACGGCCCCAGAGGAGACCAGGGCGAGCGAGGCAGCGAUGGAACCCCGGGGACCCCAGGAACACCGGGUGAAGCGGGGCUCAGGGGAGGCAAGGGAGAGAAGGGUGUGGCCGGUGACCCGGGGCCCAGGGGUCUGGAUGGGAAGAAGGGAGACACGGGACACGUCGGAGUCGUAGGACCACGAGGGUCUCCAGGACAGGACGGGCUUCCAGGACAAAACGGCCUCCCUGGAUACCCUGGCAAGCCUGGAAAGCCUCCCUCCGACGAGCACUUGCUGCAACUGUGCGGAGACAUGCUGAGGAACCAGCUGCCCCAGCUGCUGCAGACCAUGGUGCCCCAGGGCUGUGAGCGCUGUGAGACGGUCAAGGGCCCGCCGGGCCACCCAGGGACGCCGGGCCUCAAGGGCUCCAUGGGCAACCCCGGAUACCCGGGAAGGCCCGGCUCACAAGGAUACCCCGGACCCCCCGGCAUGCACGGACCCCCAGGGGUCAAAGGUGACACGGGACUAAAAGGCCUUAAAGGAAGUAAAGGUGAAGGAAGACCAGGUCAUCCAGGACUCCCUGGACCAAUGGGUGCCCAGGGGCCGCGUGGGGGCGACGGGGUCGGACUUCCGGGGGCACCUGGGAUGCCGGGCAAAUCGGGGAUCCCCGGCCUUCCAGGGAAACGUGGUGCCCCAGGACCAGCCGGCAUGUGUGACAUGUCACUGUGCUACCAGGCCUACAGCCACAGGGAGGACCGCUUCAGCAAAGGGCCCAACUUCUAACUGCACACACACACACACACACACACACACACUCAGGGCGCUGUGAUCAUGGCCUGCUCGCGGUGACCCAUGGGGACACAGGACUUGUGGGAGAAAUGAACAACAUAUCAUCUCAUUCAAUGUCUGACUGCUCUAACUCAGCGUCUCACAGUCGGUGGGAAUGACCAAACAAUAAGGCCAGUGUGGACUGUAGUGGACUAUUCUUACCUGCAAAAAGAUGCUCUCCUCAGCCUCCACGUGCCUCGCUUAAAGACUCAUGUCGUCAUGACACCAGGAUGUUGUUAUGAUUUAUAACAUUUUCAGUGUAGAAGAGGUUAGCUCUCAAUAGUAGUAGCCAUUUUGGACAGAAACGUGUACAUAAUUUGCACUGCCUUAGUUAAGCUACCUCCAUACUGGGCACGAGGCCUUUUGUAUAGUGGAAUAAGGCACCCUAAGCGAGGUUAGGAUUCUGUGUUUUAAUUAGCCUACAUCACAUGUAUAUGCUAUUCAGAAACCUUUGUCCGAUUUUUAACAUAAUGUCUGCUUAUCAUGAUGAGUACGGACCUAGACAUUUGACAGCCAGUAAAUUGAGCAGACUUAUGAUAGCCUGUGUUUUUUAUCGGCUGAGGAUAAUCUUAAAAGGCAUAUGGUGCGUAGCGAUAUAAACAACUUGAAAGCUAAUUAUGUAAAUACGGCCCAUAUGGAAAUGGUAUGGAUAUCAGAAUAUAUGGAGUUACCAAAGAAUACAAAAAUGAGUUGGAUACAUACAGUAGGCCUCUAUGGAGCUAAACGACUCAGGAACUUCUUUUGAUACUAUUUGGCACAGUCAUUCCCAAACUACCCUACAGUCAUUUCCAAACUAUCUAUAGUCAUUCCCAAACUACCCUACUACAGUCAUUCCCAAACUACCCUACAGUCAUUUCCAAGCUAUCUAUAGUCAUUCCCUAACUAUCUACAGUCAUUCCCAAACUACCCUACUACAGUCAUUCCCAAACUAUGUACAGCAAGUGUUGGCGUCUUCACACGUGUGCAUCUCUACCCUGGAGAGUUACUGUACAUGUUUGUUAUUUUAAUCACUACUUAUAUAUUAUGUAUUUUUCUGGCAUCUUUAGAGACUCUAUAGAGGGAUACUUUGGGCUCUCAUACACUAUAUUACAUAUGGAUAUUGCCUCCAUGUUACAUUUUUACUUUUUUUAUUCAGUGGAUGAUGGUGUUUACUUAUAGUUUGGAUGAAUGGAGAUGGAUAUCAUUUUAUUGAUAAAUUGACAUUGAACUAAAUGAUUGCUCAAAGCAUUGUAUUGACUAUGGCCCAGGCUCUCCUAAAGAACAAAGCAUGUAUUGACUAUGGCCCAGGAUCUCCUAAAGAACAAAGCGUUGUAUUGACUAUGGCCCAGGGUCUCCUAAACUGUGAUUGGUGGAGCCUUUGUGGUAUGUGUUUGUGUGUUUGGAUGUGUCUGUCUGUCCAUGUCCACAUUUAUGUGUGUAUAGUGUGUGUGUGUGUGUGUGUGUGUGUGUGUGUGUGUGUGUGUGUGUAUGUUUGUGGUAUGUAUGUUUGUGUGUGUGUGUGUGUGUUGAUUUUCUCACAUCUCUGAGGUCUUCCGUAUAUCUCCAACAUCAACCUUAUUAAACCCCCUCUACACUCAACUGAAAUAAUAAUGGGCUACUGGACACCUCAGGCUGAAGAGAGAAGCCAUGUCUUACCCAUCUCUACAAAAUGUUGAUACUUAAAGACAUGCAAGUUGUGUUGCUGUGGAGGAAUCUUUCCUAAGAUUAUGAAAAUAUAAAUAAUUUGUGCUUCUUACAUUUUGAUUUGUAAAUGUUGUUUGCAUGCUUGCAAGCAGCAACAUCUUCACAUAUGAUUUCUUUGUAUAUGUAAGGACAUUUUUAAAAUGUUAUAUAUGUAUGUUUUAUGAGAUAUGUUUGGUUUCAGUUUGAAUUGUGCUGUUUAUGAGUUCAGCAGGGGGCAAAUAUUCUCUAUUUUACUUGAAGUCAUUUGUCGACAGAUUUUUACCAUAAGGAAAGUAUUAUAUUAUUCACAUUAUUUUCAUCAUAUUUUAGUCCUUUAAACAUUUAAACAAAUCAAUUCAAAUGAGGGGAGAUAAUGUGGUAUAUACCAUGUUUUAUUUUUUAUUUUUCAUUGUUAAUAUGGUGCUUUAUUGAUGUAACAUUUGUGUUGUUGUUACAGAGGAAAUUAAAAGUAUU